Messenger RNA from Prunus armeniaca (apricot), 675 nucleotides. Lineage: Eukaryota; Viridiplantae; Streptophyta; Magnoliopsida; Rosales; Rosaceae. The record is from the annotation of a GenBank genome assembly.
AUGGCAACAGAUAAGGUUAAGCUUUUAGGGUUUGUUUUCAGUCCAUUUUCCCGUAGAGUGGAGUGGGCUCUGAAGCUGAAGGCCAUUGAUUAUGAGUAUGUAGAAGAAGAUAUCUUCAACAAAAGCCCUCUUCUUCUGCAACUCAAUCCAGUUCGCAAAAAAGUUCCAGUUUUGGUUCAUGGCAACGAAGUGGUCUCUGAGUCAUUCACUAUUCUUGAAUAUAUUGAUGAGACAUGGAAGCAAACCCCAUUGUUGCCUCAAGAUCCUUAUGCAAGAGCCAUAUCACGCUUUUGGGCUAACUUCACGGAAGAGAAGGUUCUGGAUGCUGCAUUUACAGCUUUAAUAUGCUCCACAGGAGAGCAACAAGAAAAGGCUUUGAAAUCAACUAUUGAGGCCUUGGAACACAUAGAAGGAGACCUCAUGGGAAAGAAGAUUUUAGGAGGGGAAAGCAUUGGGUAUUUGGACAUUGCAAUGGGGUGGAUCUCUUACUGGCUGCCUAUUUGGGAGGAAGUAGGCUCCAGGCAGGUUUUGGACCCUUCAAAAUUUCCUGCAAUCAUUUCAUGGAUCAACAAAAUUCUUAGCCACCCUGUGAUCAAGGACAACUUACCUCCUCGAGACAAAGCGGUUGCUUAUUUUCAUGGGAGGAGAAAUUUUUACACUUCUGGGAAGACUUAG